Molecule: messenger RNA, 3490 nt
Organism: Tricharina praecox
Lineage: Eukaryota; Fungi; Ascomycota; Pezizomycetes; Pezizales; Pyronemataceae
Product: vacuolar protein sorting-associated protein 35
Exons: 11
Coding region: 260-2992 (910 amino acids)
Biological process (GO): retrograde transport, endosome to Golgi; intracellular protein transport
Cellular component (GO): retromer, cargo-selective complex; late endosome; retromer complex
Source: RefSeq, a predicted model, not a curated record
UGUCUCGUCCGGUUGUCUCUGGCAACGUACGUCAAUCUCAUCCCUUCAACCCACCAUACUUAUCCCGCAUCAACCACCACCACCACCGCCUCGUGCCCGCUGAAACACCCCACCCCCGAACUUCGCAACACAUUCGGCCCUCGCUACCUCGCCGCCAAACAACCCCCGAAUCCCACACACAGCUCCACCCGAAACUGCCGACGUUCUGUCCUAUACGCACCCCGAACCGCCGAUUCCGUCCCUUGCGGGGAAGCUAAGCAUGGAAGAGGCCGUCCUUUUACACGAUGCUCUGGCCGUGGUGCGCCAGCAGACCCAGCUUAUGCGGAAAUGUCUCGAGACACAAGGUAAACUGAUGGAUGCUUUAAAGUGCAGCUCCACCUUGGUCUCGGAACUUCGGACGAGCUCACUCAGUCCCAAAAAGUACUAUGAGCUCUACAUGGCCGUGUUCGACGCCCUUCGGCAUCUGUCCGUAUUCCUCCGUGACAGUCACCCGGUUAAUCACCUGGCCGACCUGUACGAGCUCGUUCAGUAUGCCGGAAACAUCGUGCCGCGAUUGUACUUGAUGGUGACGGUUGGAACGGUCUACAUGUCCAUUCCCGAUGCGCCAGUCAAGGAAAUCAUGAAGGAUAUGAUGGAGAUGUGCAGAGGUGUUCAGCAUCCGAUAAGAGGGCUGUUCUUACGAUACUACCUAUCUCAGCAAGCUCGAGAUUCACUUCCUACCGGCACCAACGACGGGCCAGAAGGCAAUUUCCAGGACUCCAUCUCCUUCAUCAUCACGAACUUCAUCGAGAUGAACAAGCUCUGGGUCCGACUGCAGCACCAAGGCCACUCCCGGGAACGAGAGAAGAGAACCCAGGAGCGGAAGGAACUGCAGCUCCUCGUGGGCAGCAAUUUGGUCAGGUUGAGCCAGCUGGUGGACCUUGAGACGUACAAGAACGUCAUACUUCCCCCAUUGCUGGAGCAGGUUGUGCAGUGCCGUGACGUUCUCGCCCAGGAGUAUCUGCUUGAGGUCAUCACCCAGGUUUUCCCCGAUGAGUUCCAUCUGCACACGUUAGACGCUUUCCUGUCAGCGACUGCUAGGCUCAAUCCCAAUGUCAAUGUGAAAGCUAUUGUCAUCGGACUCAUGGACCGUCUUUCUGCAUACGCCACCCGAGAAGCACAGUCCGAGACACCCGAGGAGCGGCUGCGGAAAGAGGAAGAAGCGGCGCAGAAGCUGAUGGAGAGGCUCGAUGUGACGGAUGAGUCGCAGGCUAGCUCACAGUCCCCUCCAGGGUCUAUCAAAGAGCCACCACCGACAACGGAGCCGUAUGAGCUGGACGGCGCACGGUCGACAGAUUCGGCGUCGUCUGCCAAUGGAGAAGACAAAGGAACGGCAGCCUCCGAGGCAUCUGAAGUAACAGAGUCAACCAAAGUCGAGAGCGAGACGGCUGAGGACUCGGAGCCGAAGAAACCGGCUAAGGGAAUUCCCGACGACGUCAAGCUCUACGAGAUUUUCUACGAGCAGGUGUUGAAUCUGGUGAAUGUAAGGGCACACACGAGGGCGUUUGGUCACUCCAGUUCGGAACCGCAGGCUGAUUUCCGGGUAUCAUCGAAGGCGCAAAAUCUCCCGAUUCAAGACAUCAUCGCUCUUCUCGUUUCCCUUGCAAACCUGGCCCUGAAGAUCUAUCCCGACCGACUGGAAUAUGUCGACCAGAUCUUGAAAUACACGAAUCAGAAGGUCGCCGAUAUGGCCAACAGUGCCGAUUUGCACUCCCCAGCCUGCCAGCAGAACAUCCUCAACCUGAUGCUGGCGCCGGUCAACUCCUAUGCGUCCCUCUUCACUGUGCUUGCUCUUCCGAGCUAUCUCCCCCUCCUCCACGCUCAGUCAUACCCAACCCGCCGCUCCGUUGCGAAUGUCGUUGUGCAUAAUAUUCUCAAGAAUCAGACAAAGAUACAGACACCGGAAUACGCAGAGGGCGUUUUCAACUUGAUCCGCGUUUUGAUCCGGGAGGGCCAGCAACAAGCAGCUGCCGGAUAUCCCGCUACACAGACGCGGAGAUCUGGUCGUGACCUGGAGACGGAUGAGACGAUGGAGGAGCAGGGUCUUCUCGCCAGGAUGGUCCACCUUUUGCACAGUGACAAUAAUGAAGUCCAGUUCAAGCUCCUGCAAGCCGCCAAAAAGGCUUUCAACGAGGGCGGUGAUAGGAUCCGGUACACGACGCCGGCACUCAUCACGCAGUCGAUCAAGCUGGCCCGCCGCUUCAAGGCUCGCGAGCACUACGACAAUGAAUGGUCGACCAUGUCCGCCGCGCUAUACAAGUUCAUGCACCAAAGCAUAUCCGGCUUGUACGUGCGCAUAGUCUCCGCCGACCUUUCGCUCCGCCUGUUCCUCUUCUGCGGCCAAGUCGCCGACCAAUGCGAGUUCGAAGAGGUUGCCUACGAGUUCUUCGCGCAAGCUUUCACAGUCUACGAAGAGGCGAUUUCCGACUCACGCGCGCAAUUCCAAGCUGUAACCGUAAUCGCAAACGCUCUGCACGCCACCAGAAACUUUAGCAAAGAGAACUACGAUAACCUCAUCACUAAAUGUGCCCUUCACGGUAGCAAACUCCUCAAGAAACCGGACCAAUGCAGAGCCGUGUACCUCGCUUCGCACCUGUGGUGGGCUGUCGAGGUCCCUGCCAGAGACGAGGACGAGAAAUCCCCGCUGUACAGAGACGGCAAGCGCGUGCUUGAGUGUCUCCAGCGUGCUCUGCGCGUCGCAGAUGCCUGCAUGGAUACCGCUGUCAGCGUGGAGCUGUUUGUCGAGAUCUUGAAUCGAUACGUUUACUAUUUCGAUAGACAAAAUGAAGCCGUUACGGUCAAAUACCUCAACGGGCUGAUCGAGCUGAUCCACUCUAACCUGGCUAGCGCAGAAGUCGGCGGGUCCACGGACCUGCCGAGGAAACACUUCGAGCGCACGCUGGAGUAUAUUGCGUCCCGCGACUUUGAGGGCAUCGUUCUCGAUCCGAAGUAGGAGAUCGGUAUCGGAAGGGAAUGGCUAUCGUUGCUGACCAGUACUGUUACCGCUGCGGUUGCGGUGGCGGGCGAUGAGAGGAAGUGAGGAAGUAAUGCUUGCUUGCCUGUUUUGUGAGGUGUGGUUGCUGCCGUUUUUUCUUUUUUCUUUCGUUUCUUGUGUUGGUUUGCGAGGUGUUGGUUGAGGAGGGAGAAAAGACGAGGAGUGAGACAGGGAGAGGGUGGGAGAGGGGAAUUGUAGAGAUGAGAUGCUUGCGACUGUGAUUAAGUAAUUUUGCCUUUUAUUUGUGAGUGACUGUAAAUUGUUGAUUUUAUGACGAGGGAGGAUUUUCUUUGACUUGACUUCACUUGAUGGUAUCCAUCCAUACUAUCCAUAUCGCACUCGCACUCGCACACAUUUACAUUCCGUGUCACUCGUUCUACUUCUUUUCGAAUAACCCUCUUCUGGUCGCCAUACCUAGUCUAGUAAGGCCGCAUGCGACAAUAAAUUGAUGCUGUC